GACUGUAUAAGGCAUAAGGAGAUCGAACUCUAUACGAAAGUUACUAGAAAACUGUUAGCAAAAUCAUAGCGUUGUUUUGAGCGUUGUUUAUUAUUUUGUAAAGUGUCUUUGGCUAUUGCAUUCGUAGAUCUAAGUCUUUGUUUUAGUUCGUGAGCGUAUGUGUCAUAAGUAUAGUUAGGUUCGGGUGGUAGUGUAAGUGACGUAGGUAGUUCUGCUUGUCUUCCGUACAUUAAUUCGUAGGGCGUAAAACCUGUCGCUGUAUGUGGCGUAGUGUUGAACGUAAACAUUGCAUAUGGUAACCAAUCGUCCCAAUUAGCUUGAUUCUCGUUAAUAAAGUUUUUGUUAUGAUACAGUUAACAUUUGUAUAAAGAGAAACGUCCUUUUGGAGAUAUAAAUGAAAGCCGAACUAUUCGAGUGGAAAAGCAAAAAGAGUUACGUAGAAAUCGGAGGGAUAAAAUAUUUGGAGAAAACAGGAAUGAAUUUACUUCAUCGACAUCACAGAACUUGGGUUCAUAAAACUGUGUAUAUAAAAUCUCGGUAUAAACACGUGCAAAAAGGCUCUUACAAUGGAAAAUUGAACGCAAGGAACGUAAACGGAUGGAACAAAUGAAGAAAAGGCGUCCGUUUGUUGUUGGUGUAGUACACCAUAAAUUAUAAUCGCCAGGGACCAAAGAUAUUCCGAAAGUUAAAAAACCACCUACACUUCCGAAAAGAGUUACGAGAGCCACCCUCAAAAGAUUGAUGUUGAAAACUCAACAAACAAAACAAGUAUCUCAAGAAGAAAGUAAAAAGAAAGAGGAGAAUUCCUUUGUUUCAGCUAAUUAUAAAUUUAAGGUUCCAGCAGGAUUGAAGCAAGAGCUUUUAUUUGGACAAGUUGACACACAUAGUUUGACAGCCAGUGUAGUAAGUAAAAAUAGCAGCACUACAAAAUUUAUAAAGGAAGAAAUUGCAUCAGCAACAAUUAAUAAGAAAGAUAAUAAGAAUUCCUCAGAAAAGAGCUCAAAUGAAUCUUUUACAUUAAAUGUAUCAUCCAAUGAAGAUAUAAAUGACACAAAUGAAGCUACCAUAUCUGAUAAAGAUAGUAAUGAGUAAAAAAAAGAAGAAUGAUGAAUCACUUAAUAAUAAUAUUAAAGAACCAAAUAAACAAUUUAAUAAUAGUAUUAAAGAAGUUGAUACAAUACUUGAUAACAAUGCUAAAAGUGCACUGUCUUCCACAAACAAUAAUACACUGACACCUGCAAAUUCUAAUUCUUUUAGCGAACCAGUUCUCUAUUCCCCAUAUGUAGUCUCCAGUCGUGGAAAAAGUAAUGCUAGAAAAGAGCAACAGUUGAAACGUGGUUUCAGUCUAGGCUCUAUGUGUAGCGAUGAUAUUCCUACAAAAGAUAACGUAAUAAAGAAUUUGAACAUUUCAAUUGAAGAGGAAGAACGCACUGCACAGUAUUUCCAGUUUCUCCUAAACAAAGAAAUAGAUAGAUUGAACGAAUUAUGCAUAAAAUGGGAACAAGUAAAAACAGAAUCCAAUAUCAUGGAAGAUGCGCAAUACCAAAUUAAUCAAGCUGUUGGACAAACCAAUUUGCUAAUAAGCAAAAAGUUUGAAAGAUUUCGUGGUCUAGUUUCCGAUUGCGAAACAGGAAAAGGACAAAUGUUAGUCACGUGUAGAGAGUUACAAGGAUUCUGGGAUACGAUGUAUAUGGAGGUAAAGAAUUGCGAUUCACGCUUUGAAAAAUUAAAACAACUUCGGUCACAAAACUGGGUAGAAGAAUAGGCAGCUACAGUAUUUAAACCUUCUAUUGCCAAGAAAAAUACCAUGAGAAAGAAAGCAGUGCUUGGAAAAUCAAGUGCAGUCAGAGCAUUUUUAACAAAUGAACAUGAACUGAAUAAAAACAGUCCUAAUGUAAAAUGUAGACCAAGAAGAUCUGUAUCAGUUCAUCUGAACAACAAGAAACUUACACCUAUCAAAAGUGAUAGAACAAGUCUGUCAGAGAAAGUGAUAUCCAAAGUGAAAAGACUUUCAAAUUCUUUAGCUGUAAUUAAAGUAAGUAAUUUGGGUAAAAUACCAGAGGUGUGCGGUACAAAAUCUUAUUUUAAUUCUACACAGACACCAGGAAAAAGUGUAUUGAAACAAAGAAAGGAUUUUAAUGACAUCGACCCCCAUACAAAGGUAACACAUAAAGUUUAUUUUGAUGACAGUAUAGUACUAAAUGAAAUUCCAAUUGACGAAGAAACAUAAACAAAAACGAGUUUAGCCGCAGCAUUGGCUAGAAUAGAUAGUAUCAACUUUUAUUAUCCUGAAGAUAAUAUAUCAUUUCAUGCUGAAAGAAAACUAAUUUUUAAUGAUGAUAGUAUCGAAGACACUGACGAUGUGUUUAAUGUUAAAGAUUCUACAUGUAAAAUCCACAUUGUAGCAGAACCUCCGACACCAUUACAAGGAAUGCAAUUCAGUAAUAAUUCAAAUACAUUGCCAAAAAUAAAAUUGAAAAGAUAAAAUGCUUUUAAUGAAAAUAACCAAUCAUUUAAUAAAAGUGAAUCACUGGAUAUUACAAUUUCUCUACCACCUAACGAAAGUGGAGAUGUUAAAAAUUCAGAUAAACAAAAACUGAAGAAGCAAAUUUCUAUAAACAUUGGAGAGGAAACAGAUAGGUCAGAUAAAAAUGUUCAAGUCCUGAGAAGUAUUAUCUUAGUCAACACACCUACACCUAGAAGAAGCUCUUCAAGGAAAUUGUCUAUGAAUGUGACAAAAUCAGAGCAUAAAUAAAAUAAAACACCUGUAGAAAAUCAAAGGAAAAGUUUUCUGAAUCUUGAUAACAAAAAUGAUAACAAGAUAAAUACAGACAUAGAUUUACACAUUAGCAUGCAUAAUAUGAACCUGUCUAAAAAAAGUCACAAAAGAAUAUCUAGGAGAAAGAGCGUUAAAUUUUCUGAGGGAGAUUGCAGUGGUUGUAUAAUUAAUAAACCAGUACAUCCUGUAACUCCUCAGACGGAGUAGAGUAGAGUUUAAUAAAAAGGAAAAGGAAUACAUUAAUAAGUUUUUAGAAGAUUAAAAGAGAAGAAAACACAAAUGGUAACUUUAAUAGCGUUGAGAAAGAAGUAAAAGGUAGAACUCACACAUUUUAUCAGGUAUUAAUUGACCAAAGGGAUUGUCCUUACAUAGUAUAUGUGUCCAAACUGAAGCUGCAACAUUUUUGGGUAACCAUGAAAGUAGUCGCAGUUUCUAUGCAAUACCAGGAUUAGACUAUGUAGCUCACGAAGAUGUUUUACCUUACACUACGAAUGAGAAGAGUGCAUUGCAACAUGAACUUUUUGAUAAAUUUUUAAUAUACCAUCCAAAUCCAGCAAAAAAAGAAUCACCCAUGGUUAGAAUUAUCAGAUGUAGAGGAAGUCAAACAACAGCUGUACAUUGGUGGCGGUGCUGCAUCCGUUUAGAAAAUUUGAGUAAUUUGAGUGUACAAUUACGUGAAAGACAUUGGAGAAUAUUCAGUUUCUACAGCACAUUGGAGAGCGUCAGAGGAAGAGGUGUGGUUGGUCAAGAACCUAUUUUAUCAA
Molecule: messenger RNA, 3543 nt
Organism: Hylaeus volcanicus
Lineage: Eukaryota; Metazoa; Arthropoda; Insecta; Hymenoptera; Colletidae
Biological process (GO): centrosome localization; kinetochore assembly; signaling
Cellular component (GO): cytoplasm; spindle pole centrosome; nucleus
Molecular function (GO): microtubule binding
Source: RefSeq, a predicted model, not a curated record